Messenger RNA from Cannabis sativa, 2736 nucleotides. RefSeq lists its product as uncharacterized. The transcript is spliced from 2 exons. Gene Ontology annotation, biological process: DNA integration. Lineage: Eukaryota; Viridiplantae; Streptophyta; Magnoliopsida; Rosales; Cannabaceae. The coding region runs from base 1 to 2736 and encodes 911 amino acids. The record is from RefSeq and is a predicted model, not a curated record. Gene Ontology annotation, molecular function: RNA-DNA hybrid ribonuclease activity; nucleic acid binding.
AUGUACCGCCAUGAAAUUCUAACUUUCAUGGAUGCGUACUCGUGGUAUAAUCAGAUAAGCAUGCACCCACCUGACCAAGAACAUACAAGCUUUCGAACGGACGUCGGCUUGUAUUGCUACAAAGUGAUGCCGUUUGGCUUGAAAAACGCUGGAGCCACCUAUCAAAGGUUGGUCAACCGGAUGUUUAAAGAGCAAAUAGGCAGAAACAUGGAGGUCUACGUUGAUGACAUGCUGGUCAAGUCUAAGAAAGCCCAAGGGCACAUCGAAGAUUUAAAAGAAUGCUUUGAGAUCCUAAGACAAUACCGAAUGAAGCUCAAUCCUCUUAAGUGCUCUUUCGGAGUAAGCUCGGGAAAGUUCCUUGGAUUCAUAGUGAACUCUAGGGGCAUCGAGGCUAAUCCAGAAAAGAUAAAGGCAUUGAUCGACAUGAAGUCCCCAACUAAGGUUAAAGACGUCCAAAGCUUAACAGGCCGAAUCGCCGCCUUGAGUAGAUUCGUCUCUAAAUCAACCGACAAAUGUGUCCCUUUCUUCAACAUCCUAAGGGGUAACAAAAAAUUUGAAUGGACUGAGGAAUGCGAAAAUGCCUUUCGAGCUUUAAAGCAGCAAUUAUCCCAGCCUCCGGUUCUUUCGAAACCCCUAGAUGGUGAAGGGUUAAGCUUAUACCUAGCAGUAACAGAACAUGCAGUUAGUGCAGUCUUGGUAAGGGAGGAAGAUAGAGUACAACACCCAGUCUACUAUGUGAGCAAAAGGCUGAUUGGGGCAGAGUGUAGAUACCCCCUCAUAGAAAAGCUUGCAUACUGCCUUAUCUUAGCAUCCAGAAGCUUCGACCCUACUUUCGUGCUCAUCCUAUUAUGGCGUGCCCUGGCUGACUUUGUAGCCGAGUGUACCGGAACGCAAGAGGGCGACCAACCAACAAUGACCAGUGACGUCCAAAGGCCUGACCUGAGCGAUUCACCUGAACCACACGUCCAUAACUCCGAGAAAAAUGAAAACCAAGACUACCCCGGUGAAACCUGGAAGCUACAAGUUGAUGGUUCUUCUACCGACCAGUCAUCAGGAGCGGGGAUCACCCUAACAACACCGGAGGGACAACGAAUUCACACGGCCAUUCGCUUUGGUUUCCCUGCCUCAAACAAUGAAGCCGAGUAUGAAGCAUUAAUUGCCGGUCUGAAACUAGCAAAAGAGCUGAAGGCCAGACACUUAGACAUUUACAGCGACUCCCAGCUGGUUGUAAAUCAAGUUUUGGGGGAGUACAUGGCUAGAGGAGAAAAAAUGAUGGCCUACCUUAGCAAAAUACAAGACUUGCUUGCCCAACUGGAAGGGUACACCAUUCAACAAAUACCACGAGAAGAGAAUGCUACCGCUGAUGCCUUGGCAAGGUUGGCAACAAGUGAAAAGAUAGAUAAAGGCAGCCUUGUGCCAAUAGAAUACUUACCCGAGCCAAGCAUCCACACUAAAGAAGAAGUACUCCUACUCGAUACAACUCAAUCGUGGAUGACCCCCAUAGCCGCUUACUUAGAACAAGGGACAUUGCCCACAAACAAAAACGAGGCAAAGAAAAUGAGAAGGAAGGCCACCCGGUACCUAAUCAUUGAUGGUGUCAUGUAUCGGCGAGGGUACUCAAUGCCCCUACUACGAUGUGUACAUCAAGACCAAGCCCAACGACUAAUGGAAGAAGUCCAUGAAGGUUUUUGCGGUAAUCACGCUGGGGGGCAAAGCUUAUCCAAGAAGGUACUGAGGCAAGGAUUCUUCUGGCCAACCAUGAUAGAAGACUCCAUGGAGUAUGUUCGAAGGUGUGAAAAAUGUCAAAAGUUUGCAAAAAUACCAAGGGCUCCACCCAACGAGCUAACGCAAAUGCAGAGUCCAUGGCCCUUCGCAAUUUGGGGUAUAGACUUGAUCGGUCAGUUGCCUAAGGGCAAAGGAGGAGUGCAAUAUGCGGUAGUAGCAGUCGAUUACUUCACAAAGUGGACAGAAGCCGAACCCCUAGCAACUAUAACAUCCAAGAAGGUGCUUGACUUUGUGGUCAAGAACAUUAUAUGUAGGUUUGGAUUACCCCAUAAAUUGGUAUCUGACAACGGUACCCAGUUUGAUAGUGUCCUGUUCACAAAUUUCUGCAUUAAGCAUGGCAUAGUAAAGAGCUUCUCGGCGGUCUCGCACCCCCAGUCAAACGGGCAGGUAGAGGCGGUGAAUAAGACCUUAAAAGACACUUUGAAGAAAAGACUCGAAGAAGCGAAAGGAAGCUGGCCAGAGCAAUUACCCGAAGUUUUGUGGUCAUAUAGGACGACAGAAAGAACGGCUACUGGUGAUACCCCCUUUGCCCUUGCUUAUGGGUAUGAUGCGAUGAUACCGGUCGAGCUAGACCCACCCUCCCACCGACGAGUGACAUACAACCAAGUCAGUAAUCACCAGAUGAUUAAUGAAUCGUUGGACCUAUUGGAAAAUCGUAGGGAAGCCUCACAAAUACGGUUAGCAGCAUACCAACAAAAAGUAGCCAGAUACUUUAAUUCAAAAGUUAAGGAAAGAAGCUUCAAGGUAGGAGAUCUAGUACUACGCAGAGUCUUGGCCAACACUAAAGACCCAACAGCAGGAGUAUUGGGGCCAAAUUGGAAAGGUCCAUAUGAGGUUACAGAGGUUGUACCCCCCGGCACGUAUAGGCUCGGCCGGUAUGACCCUAACAUGAACCUUAUACCAGUACCCCGAUAUUGGAACGGCCAACACCUCCGCAAAUAUUAUCAAUAA